UCACCAGACCAUUAGCUAUCACAUCACACGAGAAGCUUCGUCUCUAAAACAAAACACCAAAAAAACUCCAGCUCCUUCCCCACUCUCUCUCUCUCCAAAUUUUUGCGUUUUAAUCUCUCUCUCUCUAGAACAAGAGAAGUUAUUAUGGCGGAUUGGGGACCAGUGUUGAUCGCCGUGAUCCUCUUCGUAGUUCUAUCGCCGGGACUGCUUUUCCAGAUUCCGGCGGGAGGUCGAGUUGUCGAAUUCGGGAAUAUGCAGACCAGUGGCGCCUCCAUUCUCGUCCACGCCAUCAUCUUCUUUGGUCUCAUCACUAUCUUCACCAUCGCCAUUAACGUCCACAUCUAUUCCGGUUAAAAUUUGUACCCAGACCAAAACCGGUUCUGUUUGGGUUUUUUUUUUUUUUUGAUUAUAUGAUCUGGAUUUGUUUGUAACAUUCUCGGAUUUGUGAAUAUAAUCAAAUUUUUNNAAUUUUUUUUUUUUUUUUUUUU
Molecule: messenger RNA, 488 nt
Organism: Camelina sativa (false flax)
Lineage: Eukaryota; Viridiplantae; Streptophyta; Magnoliopsida; Brassicales; Brassicaceae
Source: RefSeq, a predicted model, not a curated record